Lynx canadensis (Canada lynx) is the source of this 2695-nucleotide messenger RNA. RefSeq names its product ectonucleotide pyrophosphatase/phosphodiesterase family member 5 (gene ENPP5). The transcript has 5 exons. Lineage: Eukaryota; Metazoa; Chordata; Mammalia; Carnivora; Felidae. The record is from RefSeq and is a predicted model, not a curated record. Bases 294 to 1727 code for a protein of 477 amino acids.
CCGAGGCGGCUGCAGGUGAGCCGCUGCAAGUUCAGGGGGCGCCGCUCGCUUUCGCCACCUCCCCGCUCUCCGCACGGGUCUGCGGGAGGGAGGCCCCUCCAGACUCACCCUCCAGGUGUCCCAAGCCCAUGCGGACCGUCCGGAUCGCUGCAAGGGCUGUCUGUGGUGGAAGGAUUGGAGGGGAGGAGGAACUGGACAGCAGCCAGGUGAAAUCCGCACCCAGAACGAGGGAUUCCACUGCACCGUGCAGCAUUUUGUAUUAUCUUGCACUGAACUGAUCACAUACUUUGAAAAUGACUGCAAAACUUCUCUGGGUAUCCUUCAUACUUGCUGCAUUAAUAUUUUCAAUUACAUUUUCCCUCCAACCAGACCAGCAAAAGGUUCUCCUGGUUUCAUUUGAUGGAUUCCGUUGGGAUUACUUAUAUAGAGUUCCAACACCCCAUUUUCAUUAUGUCAUGAAAUACGGUGUUCAUGUGAAGCAAGUUACUAAUAUUUUUAUCACAAAGACCUACCCUAACCAUUAUACUUUGGUAACUGGCCUCUUUGCAGAGAAUCAUGGGAUUGUUGCUAAUGACAUGUUUGAUCCUAUUCUGAAUAAAUCUUUCUCCUUGGAUAACAUGACCAUUUAUGAUUCUGAGUUUUGGGAGGAAGCAACGCCAAUAUGGAUCACAAAUCAGAAGGCAGGACAUUCUAGUGGUGCAGCCAUGUGGCCUGGAGCAGAUGUAAAAAUACAUAAUAGCUUUCCUACUCACUACAUGCCUUACAAUGAAUCUGUCUCAUUUGAAGAUAGAGUUGCCAAAAUUAUUGAAUGGUUUACAUCAAAAGAGCCCAUAAAUCUCGGUCUUCUUUACUGGGAAGACCCCGAUGAUAUGGGCCACCAUUUGGGACCUGAGAGUCCGCUCAUGGGGCCUGUCGUUUCGGAUAUUGACAAGAAGUUGGGAUAUCUCAUACAAAUGCUGAAGAAGGCAAAGUUGUGGAACAUUCUGAACCUAAUUGUCACAAGCGAUCACGGAAUGACCCAGUGCUCUGAAGAAAGAGUAAUAGAACUUGAUCAGUAUCUGGAUAAAGACCACUAUAUUCUGAUCGACCAAUCUCCAGUAGCGGCCAUCUUGCCAAAAGAAGGUAAAUUUGAUGAAGUGUAUGAAGCACUAGUUCACAGUCAUCCUAAUCUCACUGUCUACAAAAAAGAGGAGAUUCCGGAGAGAUGGCAUUACAAAUACAACAGCCGAAUUCAACCGAUCAUAGCAGUGGCUGAUGAAGGGUGGUAUAUCUUACAGAACAAGUCAGACAACUUUCUGUUAGGCAACCACGGUUACGAUAACGCGUUAGCAGAAAUGCGUCCGAUAUUUUUAGCCCACGGUCCUGCCUUCAGAAAGAAUUUCACAAAAGAAGCCAUGAACUCCACAGAUCUGUACCCGCUGCUCUGCCACCUGCUCAAUAUCACUGGCAUGCCACACAACGGGUCGUUGAGGGGCGUCCAGGAUCUGCUCAGUUCAACGACCCCGAGAGUGUUUCCUUACACGCAGAGGCCCACCCUCCUCCAUGGUAGGGUCAAGCCAAGGGAAGAUGAGCACGAGGCGUCGUAUGCGUAUUUCCUAGGGGUCUCUCUUGGCAGCAUUUUGGUUCUCGUAUUUUUUGUAAUUUUCAUCAAACAUUUAAUUCGCAGUCAAAUACCUGCCUCACCAGAUAUUCAGGCUGAAAUAGCUCAACCAUUACUACAAGCCUAACGCUACUUUAAAGUGGAGGUUGUGUAAUGGCUGUCCGUGUUUAAGGGUUUCAAAUUCUAGGAAACCGGUUUCGGACAUUCACGCAGAUCAGUAAACGGUUGCAUACAUAUACAGGCACAGCCCCCCGCACACACACAUGCACGCACACACACGCACGCAUACACACAUACAUCAAACACACACAUAGACCAAAUGCCCAUACCUAUAAAGGAUUAAAAUGAGGAAGUAUAUUUCCGUGGCUUUCUCCGGCUUAGGGGUAGAUAAAAUCCUGCUUUAUUUGGACUUGGCACGUACAAUGUAUAUAUUUAGCAACUUUGCACUAUCUAAAGUUCCUUAUACAUUGCACUUUAAAUUACUCUCCUAAAGUGUACUUUUAUGCGAAAUGCACUUUAUUGACAAUUACGUCUUCUAGCUUGGUUGACAAAGACAAUUUUUUCGGCCAACGUCGCAGAAUACUUGUUAUUUCUUGUUGAAGCUGAAUGAAAUUUCUAACAAUCCCUGAAUACUGUAGAAAUCUAUCCCCUUAUACUGGGAGUGCAAGAAGAAAGUCAAAACUGUUGCAAAUUAAAUGUGAUGACAUUGAAGUUUGGAAAGACGCAUUCCCAAUAGCAGGACUCAUCUGUGGGCAUUUCUUCUCAUACUUCUUUUUAAAAGACAUGGGUUUUCAUUUUAUGCUUCUUAAAAAAAAAAAAAAAAAAAAAAAAGACUCAAGUGCUGACAAGUUUGUCCUAAACAUACUGUUUCUGUCAUGAAACUCAUUGUUUCUGAUGAGUCAUUUUGCUCUGAUUAUAUAAUAAUGAAGACACCAUAAACAUAGAUAGAUGUCCUUCCUACAUAGUCCAGCACUGGCCUGUUCUGAACAGAAGAGAUUGGGGACCACCUCAGCAAUGUCUUCCCUUGUUCUGUAAUUCUCUGCUCCUUCGAAAACCGAAUCACUGCUAAUCACAUUAAAAAUCAAAAUAAUACAA